Acanthochromis polyacanthus (spiny chromis) is the source of this 1483-nucleotide messenger RNA. It is a transcript of the gene pnp4a, whose product is annotated as purine nucleoside phosphorylase 4a. The coding region runs from base 300 to 1130 and encodes 276 amino acids. The record is from RefSeq and is a predicted model, not a curated record. Gene Ontology annotation, biological process: nucleoside metabolic process. Lineage: Eukaryota; Metazoa; Chordata; Actinopteri; Pomacentridae. The transcript has 8 exons. Gene Ontology annotation, molecular function: purine-nucleoside phosphorylase activity. Gene Ontology annotation, cellular component: cytoplasm.
UUAAACAUUAAACAAAAAUAGAAAAAAUCCAAAAUGUUACACGUUUCUUUACACGUGAUCAGAUAAUCAUGUGACCCUCCUGGCUUUACAGCUGACAUGUUGUCGUCACAUGACUCGUAGCUCCGCCCACCUUCAACCUGAGCCCAGGCCUGUGGGACCAGAAUGAGGAAACACACCUGGGGGGUAUUCCACGAAGCUGGCUAAAACAGGCUGGGCUUACGCCGAAACAGCCCAACAUGAGGCUGUGAGGAUCCUCAUCAUGCAGUCAUGACGACUACCAGAAGACGGCUGAUUGGCUGAUGUCUCAGACGAAGCACCGCCCUCAGGUGGCAAUCAUCUGUGGGUCCGGACUGGGCAUGCUCGCUGACACCCUCAAGUGUCAAGACUCCUUCGCUUAUUCUGACAUACCGGGUUUCCCUCAGAGCACAGUUCAGGGUCAUGCAGGUAGGCUGGUUUUCGGGGAGCUGAAGGGGAAAACUUGUGUUUGCAUGCAGGGUCGCUUCCACAUGUAUGAAGGACACUCACUGCUGAAGACGACGUUUCCAGUUCGAGUCUUCAAGCUGCUGGGCGUCGAGACUCUGUUUGUGACAAAUGCUGCCGGCUCAUUGGCUGACGGCCUCCAGCCUGGUGACAUCAUGAUCAUCAAAGACCACGUCAACUUCCCCGGACUGGUCGGUCUGAACCCGCUGUGUGGACCCAACGAUGACAAGUUCGGGCCCCGUUUUCCUGCCAUGUCAGGCUGCUACGACAAGAACCUGCGUUGCCUGGCGAUGGAAAUCGCCAAGCAGUUGGGCGUGGCCGGCCUCAUGCAGGAGGGCGUGUACGCCAUGGUGGGCGGGCCCAACUUUGAAACCAUCGCUGAGGCCAGACUGUUGCAUCGACUCGGCGUGGACGCUGUCGGUAUGAGUACGGCUCCUGAGGUCGUCGUGGCGAUGCACUGCGGCCUGAGAGUCUUCGGUCUGUCUCUGAUCACCAACAAGGUGGUGAAGAGCUACGAGGACUCGGACAGCGUGAACCAUGAGGGCGUCCUGGAAGUCGGUCGGCUGCGUUCCCACACGGUGCAGCAGCUGGUGACCGAACUGAUCGGCAGGAUGGAGAUCAAUAACAACAACACCAAUAAUGCUGCCUGAACACACACACACAUUGUGUACAUAUUGAUCGUUGUAUUCACAACAUUUUCCCUCCAGUUUCAUGUUAUUUUAUAUCUUUGCUGUAAUGAGAAGUUUAUUUAUGUCUCCGUGGUGCCUAUUAACUAUCAGGGUAAAUCAGACUGUAAUUAUUCAUUUAUUAUGAUAUUUAUGCCAAAUCUAAUAAUUAAUAUAACGACGACUGUUUGUCUCAAAUGGUGCUUUAAGAAAACAAAGAUUCAUUUUUUAAACAGUAUGAUUGUAUAUCGUUGCUGUUGAAUUAUUGAGUUGUGUUUUGUAAAGGAUUUUACUGACUCUCUGUUCCAUGAUAAUCUGAUUUAAAGAUGCUGAAAAAA